This is a messenger RNA of Limanda limanda (common dab), 1268 nucleotides long. RefSeq names its product claudin-3-like. Gene Ontology annotation, cellular component: bicellular tight junction; plasma membrane. NCBI's taxonomy places the organism in Eukaryota, Metazoa, Chordata, Actinopteri, Pleuronectiformes, Pleuronectidae. Gene Ontology annotation, molecular function: structural molecule activity. The record is from RefSeq and is a predicted model, not a curated record. Bases 92 to 739 code for a protein of 215 amino acids. Gene Ontology annotation, biological process: cell adhesion; bicellular tight junction assembly. The transcript has a single exon.
UCUUCCUCCUCUUUGCAGAUCUAGUUCUUUCUGUGACCUCCUCCUCUUCCUCAGCAGCAGCAGAAGAAGAAGAAGAAGAAGACGUUUCAGGAUGUCUGCAGGGCUGGAGUUGAUUGGUAUCUCUCUGGGGAUUCUGGGAUGGAUUAUUGCCAUCGCGGCGUGCGCCCUGCCCAUGUGGCGGGUGACGGCCUUCAUCGGCAGCAACAUCGUGACGGCGCAGAUCAUCUGGGAGGGCCUGUGGAUGACCUGCGUGGUGCAGAGCACGGGCCAGAUGCAGUGUAAGGUCUACGACUCCAUGCUGGCCCUGUCCCAGGACCUGCAGGCCGCCCGCGCCCUCACCGUCAUCUCCAUCCUGCUCGCCAUCCUCGCCGUGCUCAUCGCCAUCGCCGGCGCCAAGUGCACCAACUGCAUCGAGGACGAGGCGUCCAAGGCCAAGGUGAUGAUCAUCUCCGGGGUCUUCUUCAUCGUCUCCGGGGUCAUGCAGCUCAUCCCCGUGUCCUGGUCGGCCAACACCAUCAUCAGGGACUUCUACAACCCGCUGCUCACCGACGCCCAGCGGCGGGAGCUGGGCGCCGCCCUCUACAUCGGCUGGGCGGCGGCCGCCCUCAUGAUUCUCGGCGGCAGCCUCCUCUGCUGCUCCUGUCCUCCACGGGAGACCAGGUACAACCCGUCCAGGAUGGCGUACUCGGCCCCCCGGUCCGCCGGAGGCCCCGGGCUGGAGAGGAAAGACUACGUAUGAGCGACGGGGGGAAAAGGAAGUGAACUGCUCGGACUGAGGGAGCACUGAGGGAACAAGGAGACAAGGAAGCAAGGAGACUCCACGAUGAAGGAUGUGUUUGAAGUCACCUGUAGUGUUUAGGAAUCUGUGAAUGAGGCUCUUUGUUUUUCUGAGGCUGUAAAAGUUCACAAAGGACAUUUGAGUGGAAUUUCUAUUUUUUAGCUUUAAAACUAAAUAAAUAUCCUCAGUGCCUUUUUUUAUUUUUUACAUCAACACAAUAAUAAUGAUUGUACAAUCACUUUCUUUUUUUUAAACAGAGUCCAGGCUCCCUUCAUGUUUACGACUGAACAUUUUUUUUAUAACCGUUACUGCUUCAUGUGUCACCACCUUCAUAAUAAAAGCACUUCUGGAAACUGAAUGGACGAACUUCACGAUCAUCGACAGGUUCACACGCUGUAAAUACUGUUUGAAAAAAUCAUGAAUAACCUGUAACGACUUGUAGUAACUGUUUUAAACGCAGCUUUUUGUGCAGUGGAGUUGAGGAUGUGUG